Pyrenophora tritici-repentis Pt-1C-BFP is the source of this 1368-nucleotide messenger RNA. RefSeq names its product DUF3984 multi-domain protein. The record is from RefSeq and is a predicted model, not a curated record. NCBI's taxonomy places the organism in Eukaryota, Fungi, Ascomycota, Dothideomycetes, Pleosporales, Pleosporaceae.
AUGGAGCCUCCCCGGUCAACCUCGCGCUCGCGCCGCUCCUACCCGAACCUCCAAAAUCUCUCCAUCGCACCAUUGAGUGCCAAAUACCCCCUCGAUGCAUCGGUUCCUCCCUCACCCGAUGAGCAAGUUACCACCACACCGCGAACAUCCUACAUUGUGCAAAAGUCUGCACCCGCAACACCAGGCGUAUUGAGUCUUAGCCAGAGCCGUAGUACCUCUCGGCAGCGGCAGAAGAAGGCAUACGCAUACGACAGCUAUUUCAUGACACCCAGUUCCGAAGUGCGAGAAAUUGGCGACAUACCAAAGGCAAAGAGCACGAGCAUGUUACAUCCAGGUGUCAGUUUUGCAGACGAAAUAGAAGAAGGAGAAACCGAGAAGAAGAGACAUCAUACGCGGAAGGGCACGGCACCUCUACCUCUACGCUCACCAAGCAUCAAGCACCACACUAAAGAGUCCAAUGACGAAUGGUUCCACCGUGCGGGAUUGGCAAUCGCCGGAGAGAUGAGAGAUAGCAAGGGCCAAGGGUGGCUUGUGAGGCGGGAGAGUUCAACAAGUCUAGUCGGGGAGAGCGAUCCCUUCGACCAGCACCAUGUCCACGACGACCGACGCAUGGCUCUUCUCUCAGGCGAACAUCUCGGCGACGCCGAAUUUCCCUCCUUCUUCUCUCAGCGCAAUUCUAGAGCCGGAAGCCGUCUGCCAAGCCGCGUGGGCUCCCGCGUACCCAGCGCCCGCCAGAGCCGAAGGGGAAGUAGAGUUGGCAGCCGGGUGGAUCUCAUGACAGGUUUCAAGAACCAAUCCGGACGCCCCAACUUUGACAUUUCAGAGCUGGAAGAACGCUUCAUCGAGCCCGACUUUAUCGAAGCGGACGAGGAGUCUGACGGCGAUGAGGAAGAAGUCGCACGCCUGGCGCGUGAACGCGGGUUCGGUCUUGGGGGCUGGAUGGACAGUUUACUUGGAUGGUCGCUGUUCUCCGUCGAUGAGGAUAGAGAGGGGUCUUCUGAUGACGACGAUGAUAUGGAGGGUAGUACUGGUUUGCGCCUCGACAAUAUCUCAGCAGAGGAACUCAAACUCCGCCGCGAGGUGGAAGCUAAGAGGCGCAAACUUGAGCGCGAAACUAUCAUUGCCGCUUCGGCGUUGAAUCGCCGCGAGGGCGAUGCAAGUGAGAGUAGUAGACCUAGCACUGCAGAUAAGCCGCCGCCUGCGAAUGAGGAAGGUGGCGGAUGGCAGGAUGCUGCAUGGCUGUUGAGUGUAGCAUCAAAGGCCCUGUUUUGAACAUAGUAUGGUGUACAUACUUGGGCUUUUGUCUAUACUACACAAGGGUUGUAAAGCAUGACUACUGAAAAUAGGUUGGGCAGAGCCCUGGAAUGA